GAAGACGCGAUGCUAAAAUACAUGUAAAGUUUAUAUUUUGAAGAAAAAAUAUUACUUAUAUUGAAAACUUCGGUGAAACUGCACAUACGUUGAAAAAGUUUCAAAUAAGUUGUGUUAUGGUACUUGGGAUAUAGUUAUUGUAAAGAUUUAUAAAAAAACAGCUAUGAAACUGCGCCAGCUAUUCAUGUUGAGUGUGUGCGUGGCACUGGCGCAAGCUGACGGGAUUGACGAAUAUGAUAUAGACCUCACCCCUACUUCUGAAAAAUGGUCUUGCCUGAGACUUGACGGACAAGAAGGCUUUUGCGUCCAUGAGAGCAAGUGUGCAGAAACAAUUGUGAUACCACCAGGAUUUUUGGAUGACUACAGCGAAAGCCAUUAUAACCCCUGCCCGGGCAGUGAUAUGUGUUGUCCCUUCCCAAAAAUGGCAACUACGGAGACAACCACAAACCUUAACCGACCUACUACAGGGAAGCAAUAACGAUAGGGGAAGUUAACCGGUAGGUAGUAUACCUCAUAAUACAGGUUGAAUUCUAACCAUUCUUAUAUUAUAACAAUAAACAUUUCUUUCAUUUGUA
Leguminivora glycinivorella is the source of this 575-nucleotide messenger RNA. RefSeq lists its product as uncharacterized. The transcript is spliced from 4 exons. Bases 164 to 478 code for a protein of 104 amino acids. Lineage: Eukaryota; Metazoa; Arthropoda; Insecta; Lepidoptera; Tortricidae. The record is from RefSeq and is a predicted model, not a curated record.